AUGGACAUGCUUACUAAAAAUAAUGCACGAGAUGAGAUAUUAAAUAACGCGAAACGAAGCAGCGAAGAGGCCGGUCUUAUUGAGAGUCGUCAGGAAGCUAAAAAAUCUGUUAGAGAAAAAUCUUCCCUGGCCGGCAACGACAUCAUUAAUUAUCUACGUAAAACGGAUAGUUAUCGAAAAUCAGUUGGUCUUGAUCAACCUGUAGAUGAUGAUGCUGCGCCAGCGGGAAAUCCCCCACCAGCGGCCGGUGGUUCGGGUGCUGGUCAUAAACCCGGCACAGUUGCCGCAUCGGCGGCAAAAAUAGAGCAACAUUUCGAAAAACAUAAUGUAAAACCGAUACCCACAGGCGGCAUUAAAUACGGCGACUCUGAUUUGAAUAUACCCUAUCAAGAUAUGAUGGAAGAUUUAACACGAAACAACAUACAUACUCAACCUAAUUUAAGCAAUAAUAAUCGACAACGUGUGCUAAAAUUAUUAAAAAAAACAAAUAUGCCCAUUUCGUAUAUUCGAAAUAAAACCCUUAAAGAAGAAUACAAACAAAUGUUGAAUCAAAGCGGACAGGCUAGCAAACCGGGACCUUCACGCAUACCUACCCCCUUAGCAAAAGAUAAAGGACCAAGCAAAAGCAAGGGGAAAAAACCAAGAGGGUAUCUUUCCAAUUAA
Molecule: messenger RNA, 663 nt
Organism: Paramuricea clavata
Lineage: Eukaryota; Metazoa; Cnidaria; Anthozoa; Malacalcyonacea; Plexauridae
Source: the annotation of a GenBank genome assembly